CCCGCUGCUGCUUCAAGAUGGCGGCGCGCGGAGGGGAGGGGCGGCUGUUGUUGAAGCUUUAUUGUUCCCGCUGCUGUUGCCUCCGCGCUCCGUGUCCGCCGCGCCGCAGCCAAUAAAGGCUUUUGUGGAGACCAUAGCAGGAGGAGGCCAGUAGACCCUGUCCUGAUACCAUGGAGCUUCCUGGUUACAGCAGGCAGCUGCUGCAGCAGGUCUAUACUCUCUGCAAAGAGCAGCAGUUCUGUGACUGCACCAUCUUCAUUGGGAAUGUUCACUUUAGGGCACACAAGGUGGUUUUGGCUGCUGCCAGCCUGCUUUUUAAAUCCCUUUUGGACAGUACAGACACCAUCUCCAUCGAUGCUUCUGUGGUGACCCCUGAGGAGUUUGCACUCUUGCUGGAGAUGAUGUACAGUGGCAAACUCCCACUGGGGAAGCACAAUUUCACCAAAGCUAUCUCCGUGGCAGAUAGUCUGCAGAUGUUUGAUGUGGCUGUCAGCUGCAAAAACCUCCUCAGGGACCUCAUCAGCUGUUCUACUCAGGACGAGGUAGUAAGUGAAGUCUCCAGCCAGGCAACAGACUCAUCUGAAAACCAUGCUGAAGCUAAUAACCUGCCCCAGGCUGAAAAACCUGAUGAAGGAAAAACAGAUAACCUCAUACCACAGAGACUUUCACCUUUUCUUGGUCCUGAAGAAGCAGAAGUGGAAGCAGAUAUUUCUCUUCCUGGCCAGGACCUUACUGUGAAUCCCACAUGGGUUCACCAGGAUGGGAUAUCAAGUGACUCCAGAUCCCUCCAGGAGGAUCCAGGCUCUCAUCCUGAUCAGCCCGCGUGUGCUGAGCAGGGUGGCUCUGCAGAAGAGGAGCUUCCUGAACCUGCAGAGGAGAAAGGAGGAGCGAGGAGGGAUUUAGCAGCAGACAGUGAAAGCUGUAAACUGGAUUUCUUUCUUCGAUAUGAAAGCAUUUUCUCUGAGGCCCUUUCUGAUGCCCAGGCUGUGCUGAACAGACUAGAAGAGUGCAGAGAAAUUGAUGCCUCUCAGAAGGAGGCUCUGGUUUCCUGCCUUGCAGAGGCAGGGGAACAGUCAGUGUUCAAGAAGCUGCUGAGCAAGGUGAAGGAUGCUCAGGCCCUGGAUGCUCAGACCCUCGUGUCUUUACUGAAGCUGUUUCAAGACACAAACCCCAAACUGAGAGAGGCUUUGCUGGAGAGGGAAGAGGGCAGUGGAGAAGCUCUGCAGCAAAGAGAGAGCACAGACGAGGGAGAGAUGCUGACUGCUCGCUUGCUGGGAUGCAGGGAGGAGCUGAUCCAGAGCGUGACACAGCUGAGCCCCAUCCUUGACUUCUUGGAGGCAGCAGAAGAGGGAUUCCUGACUGCCUCAGAGAAGCGGGUGGUUUUGGAUUGCUGUGGAGGCAGCUCUCAAAGGGAAGCUGUGGACAAUCUCCUCAGGAAGGUGGAUGAAGAGAAAACCUUAAAAGUGGAAAGUUUGGUCAAACUUCUUGGGGCUGUGAAAGCAUCAUUCCCUGGUCUCCACGUUCUGCUAGACAACUUGGUGGCGACAGCAAAUGUCUCUGAUGGCAAAGUGGCCAACAGUGAGAGCACAGCCAUUGAGAUCAUCCUGCGGCACAGCAAGCUGAUCUCAGAGGUCAUCCAGAAGAGAGGGGACCUGGAGGGCUUGGCUCCAGGGGAAGCAGGACUCACUGAAGCAGUAAAAGAGCUGCUGACUAUGUCUGCUCAGAAGGAAAGUGCAGAGGCCACCUUGAAAGCAGCCCGGAGCACAGCCCAGGAGAAGUCUGUCCUGGCCCUCAAGAUCUGUCAGCUGCUCUGCAAUGUCCACGAGUCCUUCCCAGACCUGCAGCCAGUGAUGCAGGAGCUGGGGCAUGUGGGUCUCUUGACUGAGGGAAGUGGGGAGAAGCCUGGGAUUAGGAAGUGGAAGGUGAACAGUAAAUCCCAAGUGGAAGCUCUGGACAAAGAUGAGGACAAGGCAGGAGGCACUGGUGCCAAAGAACCGAAGGAACCCCAUGAAAAACCUUCUUCCAAGAAGAGUUUUGUCUGCAAAGCCUGUGAUAAGACCUUCCAUUUCUACUGCCGCCUGAAGGUGCACAUGAAACGCUGUCGGGUGGCCAGAGGGAAGCAAAUCCAGUGUAAGGAGUGCAGCGAGGUCAAACCGACGAAGAAGGAGCUGGAGAAGCAUCAGCUGGAGGUCCACGGUGUGGUGGGGGUGGUCAAGAAGAAGAAGAAGCGGCUCCCUGUGACCUGUGACAUCUGUGGCCGAGAGUUUGCUCAUGCCUCAGGGAUGCAGUACCACAAGCUGACGGAGCACUUCGAUGAGAAGCCCUUCUCCUGCAAGGAAUGUGGGGCCAAGUUUGCAGCCAACUCCACGCUGAAGAACCACCUGCGGCUGCACACCGGGGACCGGCCCUUCAUGUGCAAGCACUGCCUGAUGACCUUCAUGCAGGCCUCAGCCCUUGCCUACCACACCAAGAAGAAACACGCUGAGGGGAAGAUGUACGCCUGCCAGUACUGCGAUGCUGUGUUCGCCCAGUCCAUCGAGCUGUCCCGCCACGUCCGCACGCACACUGGGGACAAGCCCUACGUUUGCCGGGAAUGUGGGAAAGGCUUUCGCCAGGCCAAUGGGCUCUCCAUCCACCUCCGGACCUUCCACAACAUCGAAGAUCCCUAUGACUGCAAGAAGUGUCGGAUGAGCUUUGCCACCCUGCAGGAGCACCGCAAGCACAUCCAUGAAGCCCACUCUCGGGAAUACCACCCCUGCCCGACCUGCUCCAAAGUCUUCAGUGCCCCAUCACUCCUGGAGCGCCACAUGGUGACCCACGUUGGGGGAAAGCCCUUUAGCUGUGAGAUCUGUGAUAAAGCUUACCAGCAAUUGUCAGGGUUAUGGUAUCACAACCGGACCCACCACCCUGAUGUCUUCGCAGCUCAGAACCACCGUUCCUCCAAGUUCUCCUCCCUGCAGUGCAGCUCCUGUGACAAAACGUUCUCCAGCACUGCUGCCCACCGAAAGCACGUCAAGGCAGAGCACGCAGAUGUGAAGUUCCAUGAGUGUGAGACAUGCAAGGAGCAUUUCCCUACCCUGGCUCUUCUGCAGGUCCAUGUGAAGUGCAGGCACUCAGGCUCACAACCCUUCCACUGUCUGUACUGCUCUGCAUCCUUCCACCUCCCAGGGGCCCUGCAGAACCACGUCACCAGUGAGCACUUCAAGCAGAAGGAGAGCACCUUUCCCUGUGAGCACUGUGGGGAGCUCUUCCCAUCCCAGGGCGAGCUGGAGGAACACUGCAGUGCUGAGCAUCCCAAGGUGCUCUUCUCCCAAGCUGCCACAGCCCAGAUUGUACAGGUGAUUCAGACGUUGGAGCAAGGAGCAGCAGAGCACAUCAUCUCUUUUGAUGACGCCCAGCUCGCUGGUUCCCAAGUCUUUGUGACGUUGCCUGAAUCUCAAGUGAGCCAAACUGGCUCUGAGCUGGUGGCAGUGACUAUGGAGGACUUGUUUGAUGACAAAAUCAUGCUGAUUUGUGAAGAAACCAAGUGAGAGUGAGCAGUGGAUGCCCAUGCAGGGCCUCUGGCAUCCACUGGGCUCAUUCAGGAGCUGUACCUCAACAUGCUGCUCCAGCAGGGAGAUUCAGGGCUUCCCUGGGCAUGUGACAUUGCAAAGAAAUGGCAUGCAACAGGUACAGCAUGGCCAGGGACAGGAGAGGUCUGUAGACAUUCACAAGGGCCUGGGACAUCUCUCUGCAGUCAGCACCUGGCAGCUCAGGUGAGCUGGACCACUCAUCUCUCCCGGCCCAAGAGAAAUAAAGCAGCAGAGGAAAAGAUGGAAAUUGAGGGUGUUCACAUGUGUUCCUGCGCUGCUGUGGACAAGAGUGGAGGGAGGAGACUAAUGAGGACAAAGUUGGGGUGGUGUGAGUGUGUGAAACCAAAGAAAAAGCUAUCCUGAGAAUCUGGGGUGGAGAUCUUUAUGGUUGAAUUUGUGAUGUGCUCACAGGUAUCUGCUGCUCUGCAGGGUGCAUAAGGGCUGCUUUGUUUCUUCUGUUGCUCUCCCCUGUGCCACUGUGCUACCAGUUAUGCCAGCUAGAGAAGCCCUACAACGUGGAGCUGACAUCUGGGACUCUCUGCUGAAGCAGAGACUUCUUGGGGUCUGUGCUAAAUGGUUCUGGAGCUGUUUAGGUAAUACCUUAUAUAGCCUAAGUCUUAUCCCAUCCAUGUUUUGCAUUUGUCUGUUAGGAAGGCUCACAGGCAUGUCUGGGCAUCCAUGUCCUCUCAGGACAAACAUCCCUGAGCCCUCCCAUCCCCUCUAAUUCACCAGGACAUGCUGAAGCUGCCGCAUCUGAGAAAGGAGAAGGAGCUGUGCUUGUACCCCAGGUCCCCUCAUUGCUGCUAUCAGUGGAUUGCCACUAGUGGAGGUAUUUCUGUCUGAGUGUGCAAUAGCUGCAGUGACUGCACACGGGUUCCCCUGACACACAGGGCAGUGCUUUGUAAAAUGCAUUCAGAUACCUGCUGUAAAGUUUGCUUCUCUGGUGCCAGCCCAAUGCAACAGCUUCAUUGCAGGACACUGGCCCCUUUAAGGCUAAAUUUCAUAAAGCUUUUUUAUCUUCAGUUUCCUAAAAUAUAAUCUGAUAAUUAAUGGUUUGCUGAAUCCAUUAUGAAGUGCAAUUAGAUAGAUGCAGGGUUCCUGUGGCUCUGAGGGGACUGGUAGCAUUUAUCUUCCUUUCCCUCAUGCCAAAAGGUUGAACUCUGCCACUGUGGUAUUUACAUACUGAGCGGUGAUCCCUGAGCAGCCCUGUUCCAUUGCACUGCCCAGAGCCAUGGGAGCACAGCAGAGGAACAGACUGGAGUUUUUCAGCAGCAUCUCAUGCUGGCUACUCACAGGCAUCAGGCAGAGACAUUUGCUGAGCUGGUUGUGCUAUGAGAGAGUUUGUUCCUAUUACAGUUUGGGGAGAGGUGAACAGCAAGGGAUGCUCCCAGGAGAGGGGCUUGCUGGAGCUGAUUUGAUGUGUGUGUGUGGCAGCAAAUGACUGGUGAAGUGUUGUGUUUGCCUUGAAGAGCUCCCACCUCUCUCUUCCUUAGUUGCAUGCACCGUUUGUCCCCCAGACUUUGCAGUGAUGGUGAAAUGGAGGAAGCAUGAGGUUAAGUUGCCACUGAAUCCAGGGAUGACCAGGAGAUGGUGCUCAAGGUCUUAAGGAUUAGUGCUGAUGGGCAGGUGCCGCUGCACCUUUGCUGAAGCUCCUCUUGGCCAUCCCAGGCCUUCCCCAGCUUCUUGGACUGGCAGGGAGAGUCCUUAAGCUACUGAAAAGCUGAAGGACAGCUCCAAGCCCUGGGCAGGACACCUGCAAACCCUGGAUAUUGCUGCUUAAAUGAGAGGCUGAAAUUGGGCUGUGGCCACCUGUGGAGAGGGAGAAAUACAUCUGUGACUGAGGCAAAGCAGUGAUAAAGGCUGGGACCCUCCUUGGCCAGGAGAACAGAGGUGGAACUGCUGAAGACCAUCUAAUGCCUGGGGAUGGAUGAGCUCUGUGUGGUGCUUAGGAUGAGUGUGGGAAUGAUGCCAGGGUGAGCAAGUACAUCUUGAUGGUCUCAGAGCUGAUGUGUUGGGAUGUAAACAGUGGAGUUUGUCCUCCAGGCUGAUGGAGGUGGAAGCUGUUCCCCCUUUUGUGGCAUCCUAGGGCUGGGAGCUGUAGGAAUCCUGCACAGGCUGCAUGAGUGCUCUGAAGCAGGGAUGAAUUGUCCAGGCAGCGCACUGCAGGUGUCCUGGCCUUCGUUUGAGAGCCAGUAUCUGCAGGGUUGAAGAUGAUUUCCCUGUGUUCCUGAAGAAGUCUGGAGGAAGUGGAAAAGUUUAGUAGGGCUUGUGCAGAAGUUGCCUUGUAUACAGCCCUCUCAUAAUGCAGAGGGAGCUUGGCUAGGGAUACAUUUUGUCUUGGAUCCAUUUGGUCCCUGUUGACCAAUCAUUGUCACAGGUGAAGGGCAACAGUGUCAGUCACACAGCAGGCACAAUUCAGGCUCAUAUGUCCCAUUUAGGGCCAUUUCUCCUGCCUUGAUGACAUGUCCUUGGCAGAGUCCUGCCAGCAGUAAACACCCAGUGAGCGCUCUGCAGCUGCACAGACACCAUCAAGCAUCUCCCAUAUCAUUAUGAGGAGAUAACAACUCAAAUUCCCCCAUUCCAGUUCCUUUUUGAUGGAUGAAAUGUGCACAUCAGAGCAAAUUGCAGUGUUAGCAACACCUAUGUCCUACCUGGGAGGAAGAUGCAUUUCCCAGGGCACAUCCUGGUCUGAUGUGCAUGACACUGAAGAUGCUGAUCACUAGAGAUUUCUUGUGCUGCAUCCCUUUUUUCUCUGUAAAAGAUGGAAAAGGAAAGAUGUGGUUACAGGUUGUCAUGUGAAGCAGUUGAUGGGAAGCUAAAGUGCUUGCUUCUGAGAAUGUGGUUUUUACACGUUUGCUCUUAGGUGCUGGGUGACCCACUGGGGUUUUUGAGGCCCUGUGGCCCUCUUGACCUUGCUGCCAUCCCUUGUAAGGGAGCAGAGGAGCUAUUGUCUUCUCACACUGAAGCAUGGGACCAUCCUGCCCUCCACAUGCUUUUGGGAGCAGAAGCCUUGGGAGUAACAUCCCAUGAGGACAUUAGAUCAGCUGAUGAUUUAUCUAUCUCCAUGCAUUAAUUGGUAGCAUUUAGCGUGCAGGACUAAGUUUGUGGCUGUUAGGAAAUGUCUGUUCUAUGCCCAACUUUCACCCUGAACUGUUCAUGGGAGGAUCCUUUGGAAAAGGCAGGAUGCAGUGGCUGUGAGCAGCACUCACUUGGCAUUUCCCAGUGCAAAAUGUACUUUUGCAGGGUGUUACAUGAACACAGUGUGUGCAAGCUCAGUGCUGCUCCCUUGCCCAUGAGCAAGGGAUGGACAUGGCAGGAGCAUGGGGGGGACAGAGCUUGAAGCCCCUCCUGGGGGGACGAGAGGAGAGCAGGUACCAGCGGCCUGAAACCUUCUAUGUGAGUGGAGCAAGCCCUGGCUGAUGCUGGUCCUGGCAGAUUCCAUGAUGGAUCUGUCAAGCUGCUGGCCCAUCCCCAGCAGAUUCAAGCACUGGAGGAAGGAAAUGAUGUUUUCGAUGGGCUCCAGCUCGGUGAGUGCCAUGCAGUGUUCCACAGGGCAGGGAUGAGAUGCUUCAGCAGCCAGAGGCAAUCCCUCUCCUGAACCCAGUGGUUUUGCUGUACACAGGGAGAGCCGAGGGGCUGCCCUGGUAGCUGGGCUCAGUACCCUUUGCAUUGGGCAGGAGCAGGCUGCUGAUGGAGGGGCUCGGCUGUCUCUCCAGCAUCAGUUAAUGUGUCUGAUCCCCUGGCACAGUCAGCUGUAUGGUGCUUCCUUGCAGUCAGUUGCCACGAUUCCUCAUUUCCUGUGUUAAAGCAGCAAUUUCUUUUAUCGGGUUUCCAGCCGGUGUUUCGCACAGAGAGCAAAAGCAGAAGCUCUCACUUUGCCUCCCCUGCACCAUGGAUGAUUGUUGAAAGCAGGAAAUCUGCCCAGGUUUCUAAUCAUAUUAAGGCAAACCUGAUAAAGUGUAGGUCUUAGUUUGUUUAAUAUGAGGCACACAGAUGCUGCAUGGUGCCUGCUGUUAAAUUGCUAUAUAUAGCCCUCAUCUACAAAUGGGAUGGGGUUGGGAAGCACCUGUGGGUUAGACCAUGGCACCUGUUUCUAUGACCUGCAAGCAAACAGAAAGUCCUUGGUGGCAAAGCAUGUUGAGGAGACGGGCUGGAGGAGGAUAAGGAUAAGGAGCAGUGGGGAUCCAAAUUGCCAGGCAUGCAGGCACAGCCAAGCUAUGUGUGUCUUACUAUCACUAUAUGUCAGGCUGUGUAUCUGGGAAGAGGUGAUGCUGGUGCAUGGAGAGAAGAGGGGAUCAUGGCCAGCAUGUCUGAAAGCAUCUUGAGGUCUGCUCAAGGUAACUGGAGCCAUAAGUGAUGUUUGGAGGCUUUAGUAGUUGCUUUUGGCAGGAGUCAGGGGGUGUUUACUGCUGCCCCUGCUCUGAACACUGCUGCAGCUCGAUGCCAUUCCCAUACAGCUGCUCACCCGCAGCAGUGUAAGACAAGUGAAUGGCAAACUGGAGGCUGUGCAGGAAACAACUGACAGCAUGAGACAGGAGCUGGAAAAUCUGCCUUAUUGCAUGAGAGCGAAGCAGCAGGAAUUGCUUGGUGUGGGCAAGGAGUGACCUGGGGCAGUCUUCACCCCAUGUGCUGGGGACUGUGUCCAUUCCUGUCUCUGGACUCCAGCAAAGGCAAAGUGCUGAAGGGCAUCAAUGCUAGCAAGGGUCCAUCUGUACAGAGCACAAAUGCUUCGAUUUGCCUUAUUUCCCUUCUCUUGGAUGCCUUGGAGAUGCCCAGCUUUGAGGGCAGUCCUUUUCACACAGUGACCUUUUCACUUCUAACACGAGCAGUCGGUCCCUGUCUUGUUCCUGGGGAGCUCAGGGUCAAAUUAUUGGCUGGUAUUUCCUUCAUCCCUUGGAUUAGGGAGCCUUAGAGCCCUGCAGCAUAUGGGCAGCCUGGUCUGGGCAGGCUGCUUGUGUUCCUCUUUGUGCUUCCCAGACCUUCUCCCACUGGCCCCAGAGCCUCUUGCAGAUGGGGAGGGCUGGCCAGGGUGGGCCUGCUGCACGCAUUCUCACUUGGAGCACAACAUAGCUGCCAACAAAUGGGUCUGUGCAGAUAGAUUAGAUCUAGUUACAUGCCAUGCAAAAUCAUCUCAGCCCACAGGUCUUCAGCCACUGGAGGCUUCCUGCUGCUGAUGGAGGUUGCUCUCCUCUUGGCUGUAAGGAGGUGAGCAGAGCCCUGCCUUAGGUUUCAAACUGCCUGUGGAGAUAAUCCGUGCCGCUCCAGCUGUGCCGAACCUGCUAUCGAGUAUGAUGAUGGCUUUCCCUGACAUGUGAAUCUGGCUUUCUCUGCCCAAGGAGGCCAAGGCCAUAUGCCACCAGCUUCAUGGUGCUGGCUGCCUUGGCCAGCCCUUUGGUAGGGAAGAGUUGAGCUCCAGUCCUUGUCAGCUGCCUUCAUCCCUGCCCUCUGCUGUGCUUCACCUGGACAAGGUCUCCCUGCAGGUUCCUCCCAGCCCUCCAUCGUCUUCACCUGGUCUGUCAUCACUCAGAGCAUCUUCCUCAAGGCCCAUUCCACGGUGAUGGUGCAUCUCCAAGUACACUUGCCAUGAGCCCCAUGCAGGGCUUUGCUGUCUGUAGGGACUAUGUGUGGAUGCACAUCUGGGAAGUCUCCAGUUGCUGGUGAAUAGCUCCCAUUCUGUCCUCCUGCAGGAGUCACAAGGAAGGCUCUGAGCUGGGUGGGAUGGAUGGAAGGACCCCUUGGCAAUUACAACCAUGUGAGUCGUUCCCUUUAUCUGACUUGUGUUGUAUGAAUUUCUUCCAGCUCAGAGGCUACAGCUGAGGCAGUAUUUAGAGCAGGGCAGCCCUGUCAACUGGUACUUAAUGCCAUAAUAAUGCCAUUGGGUUUAGCCCAUUGCACUGCAAACCUUGUUUCUUUUGACUCUGAGCAGUUGGUUCUGAGCUGUCCAGUGACACACGGGGCUUCUUCCAGCAUGGUGUAGAUGACAGUGAAUUUGGUGAUACGCAGGAGUAGGUCGGAUGAUCCCUGUGGCGUGCGUGAACUUCCAUUUAUCAACAGUACGUUUCCCUCGCAGCAAAUCUGGUCUCUGUUAGCAGUGAAUUCCCUCUGCAGCUCCCUACAGCCUCUCUCAUCGACUAACCCAGAUAAUCCUCAGCUAUCUGCCACAUCUCUGUAGAUCUAUUAAACACACAGAAGUUCUGCUGUCCUUGUGCGUAACCAGGGUAGGUUGCGAGAUGUUCAAUCCCCCAGUGCAGGAUACUGUCAAACUUCUAUGGAAAGCCUAAAUAAA
Molecule: messenger RNA, 9858 nt
Organism: Melopsittacus undulatus (budgerigar)
Lineage: Eukaryota; Metazoa; Chordata; Aves; Psittaciformes; Psittaculidae
Gene: ZBTB40
Product: zinc finger and BTB domain containing 40
Exons: 16
Coding region: 171-3530 (1119 amino acids)
Biological process (GO): regulation of transcription by RNA polymerase II
Cellular component (GO): nucleus
Molecular function (GO): DNA-binding transcription factor activity, RNA polymerase II-specific; protein binding
Source: RefSeq, a predicted model, not a curated record